Messenger RNA from Zeugodacus cucurbitae (melon fly), 5884 nucleotides. RefSeq lists its product as uncharacterized. NCBI's taxonomy places the organism in Eukaryota, Metazoa, Arthropoda, Insecta, Diptera, Tephritidae. The record is from RefSeq and is a predicted model, not a curated record. Bases 811 to 1569 code for a protein of 252 amino acids. The transcript is spliced from 6 exons.
CCGCUUUACCCUGCUAAGGGGUUGAGACCGUUAUCACUGCGCAAGCCAUCAUUUACCAGCAGCAGCAGCGGUAGCAUCAACGCUUGUCCACCCCCACCACCCACACCGCACAGCGCCGGCAGCCACUGCACCAACACCAGCACCAGUAACAACUACAACUACAAUAACAGUAACACAAACAGCACAGCAACAACCACCAGUAGCCAUCACGGCCAAGUAGGCGCAGCCACACACAACAAUCACACCAACCAACACAACCGAACGAAAGGUGGCAGUACAACAACAACAACACAUUCAACAGACGCGCUAGGCACACCAACAGCAACAGGCAGGGGCAAUUCACCAGGCAAUCCAUUGCAGGUGAAAUAUUUUGAAUUCCCACCAAAUCUCACGCUACUAGCCACCGGUUCAACACCAUCGCUGGCGACAACAACAGCCGUAGCUUUAGCAGCAUCCACCACAAGCACCCCUGCACUCACAUCCGCCACAAAUUCACCCAAAAAUUUCUACCAUCAACCACAACAUCACUCACACUAUUACCAACCGCAUUUACACCAGCAUCAACACCAACACGCGCACCAUCAGCAUCAGCAUCACCAUUCCAACAAAGCCAACACACAUCAACAGCCGCAACAGCAAAUAGCACAAGAACAGUCACGCUACCACAACCACCAACACCACGCAAAGCAAACGCGUGCCGAUUUCGACGCCGACUUUAGCAGCGAAGCCGAAGAGCAACAACUCAGUCCGCCGCCACUCCUCAACGAAGGGAGUGUAGAAGUCGUUUUAGCCACGCCACCAGCAAACAAAAUGGGUCGACGCGAGAUUAAGCGUUCCAACACCAGCGGUUCCACCAUAAAAUCCUACGAUGGUGGUAGCGCAACCACAAAUUUUGUGGGGAAAUUUACGCAAAGUGUACGUCGUAUUGUGCAAGAUGUCAAGGACGAGGGAGCGCCAAGUGGCAUGACGCGCGAUGAGGUCAUCGAUACCAAUGAACGUUUAAGAGCGCUACGCUUGCGAUUGGAAGAGUCCUAUGAGACAGCUAAGAAAGCGCUUAUAAACCUCAUGAACAAAUAUGGCGAUUCGAAGAGUCAACGUAAUGUGUUCCAGCGCUAUCCAAUGCUAAAACUUAUGAUAAAAGAUGUUAUACGCUUAGAGACACAGUAUUGGACGUUGAUUGACAUACCCAGGCAGGAGAAACAAGAAACCGUACCCUCUUACGUGAUGCGUGCUUGUGCGAUUAUGGAGAAGACACAGAAAUCCGGUGAAGGUGUGAAGACUUCAGCCAAACUGGCCGAGGAGGCAAUGGAAAAGCGGGAACGUAUGGAGCGUUUGGAGGUUAUGACUACGGCACAAAUCGAACACGAGAAUACACAACUCAUAAAUGAUUUAUAUCGACUGCUAAAAAAAUACUUGGGACUGCGGCAUUUGAUCAGAGUGCUCAAGGAGGAUUAUGGCAGCUCAAAAAUGUAUCCGAUUUUCCCGCGUUACACAAUGCUCAAAGACAUGAUCAAAGGCAUUAUGCACGAUCCAGACUAUAUGGAAGUUUGUCAUGAAAUCAACAAUUGAACGAUUUAAUAAAACAAUAUGGAAAUGAGUGACACCUAUUGCAUAUAAAAUGUCAGCUGUAGCACGACAUAGUAUGAAGUUAAAUACAACAACAAAAUAAAAUAAAAUUUAGAUACAAUUUUUAUGCGCAACUAACGCCAAAGUAAAAAAUAGCCAAGUAAAUAAUAUAUAAAAUGAAAGUAAUAGAACAAAUACAUAUAUGUGUAUGUAAGUGUGUAUAACUAAAUUGCAUAAUCUCCAGCGUUUAUAGCGGGUUGUAAGGCUUAGUGCGUAAGUUAAAUUAAUAAUGAAACAAGUAUUAAAUUACAUUAAAUGGCUUUAUCAAGCAGUUCACUAGCCAACAUAAGUACUUAAAACGUAACAAUUUAUAUACAAACAAACAGAAACAACAACAACUUACUAAACAAGAAUUUAAACUAUUUUCACUUGUACCUACAUACAUACAAAUACAACACAUAUGCGAGCAUACAUUGGAGACAUAAAUUUAUGGCAAAUAUUUACUAAGCUGCAACAAAAAAUAUAUCCAUACAUAUGGUUGUGUGUAUCCAUGCGUGUAUGCGUAUACAAUUAUUGCCCUUAAAGCAAAAAUAUCACCAAGAGUUUGCCACUGCGUUAUUUACCAGCCAAAAUGCCAAGAAUUCGAGCAUUCGAUAAAUUGUUGUGCUAAGGACAGGCAUUGUUGCAGCAACAACAACACAAAUACAUACAUACAUACAUAGAGAAGUUAGUAAAAAUUUAUAUGCGUAUAUGUUGAGCACUAAAGGUAAGCAACUUCCAAGUAUCAACAAAUUAUACCACCGAACUAAGAACUACAGUAAACAGGACACCACCAAUUACACACACACACACACACAAAGACACAUAGACAUUGUACAAACAUACGCCAUAUGUAUGUAAUCCUGAGCUGCUUAACGGUAGCAUGUAACAGCUAUAAAAUACAAACCAGUAAAUAACAACAAACACUUUUACAAACUAUAAAUGUGCGCUUAAAUUGCUUUCUUAAGAAUUUACAACAAACUACAACUACUACAACACUAACAACAACAUUGUUAAGUAUCCGAACCGGAUAUAGAUAACACAUAUGCACACAUACAAACAACAGAGAGCACAUUUUAUAACUAGAAUCCUGCGUGUGUGCUUAUGUGUAGCAACAAUUAAAUUUAUACCGUUAUUUUAUAAAUUUACGUUAACUCAAAAUUACAAUAACAAAGCAUUAAAAACAUACAAACAAGUGAAAUCAAUGAAAACAUGCGUUUAAUAGCCAAAAUUGCUACAACAACUCUUGAACUUUCCAACUUAAGAAUGUACAUAUCGCACAGUACUAUAAAAAAGUCAAACAUAAAUUGCAACAGUAGCAAUAUUACAAAACUUGAAAGAAACAAAUGUGGAAACAAAUAAUAUUGAGAAAAUUGGCAAAAAUAACUAAUAAUAACAAAUAAUUUCUUAACUUUGCGCCUGAAAAUCAAAAAAAAAAACAAUGUUUCUAGUAAUUGUACACCUAAACACACAAACAUACAAACAUAGAUGUUUUAGAUAAAUCUAUUAAAAGUACUCAAUUGACAUAUGAAUAUGUAUGAGAAAAAACAAAUAUAUAUAUUAUUAACUAUAGUUAGACAAUAUGCGGGAAUUAUUCCCGAAAAAAAACUAAGAAAAAUAAUAAUCAAAAAAUAUUCGUUUAAGAAGAGUAAACAUCAAAUUUAUAGUAAGAAAAGAUAUCCUACUCCCUAAAAUUUCUUCCAUUGCUACUUGUUUGAAAGUUUUUUUGUACACAGUUUUCAAAAUCAGGAGAUAUUUUUGAAAAGAAUAUAAAAAAAUUCACAACUUAAUAUCGCGUAGAUGUGCCAAGAGUUGGCGAUUCGGACAAACUAUAUCAGCUGCUUAAAGAGCACCCAAAAGUAGUGAGUAGAGGCAAGGCGUAUGGAUAAUGACUAGUGUAAGUUGCCUCAAGAACACUACUCACUAAACCAUAUUUUAAACAUUAAGGAAUAAUUAUUUCAAUUAUUUUCGAACAUUUUCGAUUUAUUCCUGCAUAUAUACUAUUUCUCUCAAAUGUAAUACGGUAACAAUUUCAUUGCACAAAUUAAAAGAAUCAACGGUUUUUGUAUUUAUAGUUUUCGAAAGAAGAAGUUGAAAAAGCAACUGAACAUUCAAUAGUUCGGCUCUCUAUAAAGAACUGAAGAAAAUUAUCUUCAUAAAAAUAAUUUUGAUUAAUUUUCAACAAAUUUAAGUUUAUCGAAGUUAAAAUGCAGAAUUCUGUGUUUUUCAAAUUUGAAAUUUACGUAUUUAAUAUAAAGCUAUGUUCAUAGUGAAGGUAAGCCCAAGGAAGCGACGCGAUUUUUUUAUUCUUUUGCCCAGUUAGUUCUUGUGUCAUAACACUCCUCCGCAUAUUAAACCCAACUAAUUCUUUCCGGGAGAUUGAUUAAUAAGUAACAAAAAAAUAUAUUCUAAAAUUUUCGAAGUUAGCCUUCAAAAUCGAAAUUUCCGUAUUCAAAGUUCGAAAAGAGGCCUUUUUUUUAAAUAAUUAUUAAUUUCAGGAUAUAGCUACUAAACAAUCUAAAGUAUAGGCAAAAUCUAAAGUUUCUUCUUAAUUCAAUGGUAUAUAAAACAUUUUUGUCGAGCUUGGGUGGCAGAUGUUAAAGGGAGUGCAGUAUUUUUGAUAAAGUUUUUAUUUUUUUCGAAGAUCACACUUUGACCCUCCAUAGUCCUUUUUUCGAACUUCGAAUUUCGAUUUUGGGACUCUAACUUUCUAAAAUCGGAGAAUAUAUAAAUAAUUAGUUUGGUCCAAUACCCAGAAAAUAAGUGGUUUUUGCCGCAUAAUGUAAUAAAUCACUUGUUUAUUGAUAAAUUAAUAAUUUAAUGAGCAAAAUGAGGAUAAUAUUGUCUGACGAAACCUACCAUGAAUUCAAAUGUUUCAAACGUAUUUUUGUAAAUUUUUUUAGACGAUCACACCUUGGAACAAAUAUUUUAAAGUCUUUUUUUGCGCCAUGCGAUUUUUUAGUUUCUCAUACAAGAUUAUCAAAAUAGAUUUGAAAGGGAGUUACUAAGAAAAAAAUCAAAAAAUUAAAAUAAUUGUAAAACAUAAAAUACUAUUAAUUAGCUAAAAUGUAAUGAAAAACUGAUUCAUUGUACUAAAACACGCAUAACUGUAACUACAUACAUAUAUAAAUUUAAAUAUAUAAUGGAACAUUUGUAUGGUAAACUUGUACAAAAAAUAUUCAUUUAUACCGUAAAUACAUAAAUAAUAGUAAGAGAACAGAAAACACAGGCUUAUCGAAGCCUAAAACAGUUACAAAAACAAACAAAAAAUAACUGUAAUCAAAAUGAAACAAAAAACCAAAACAAAAGAAAACCGCAAUUAAUUUAUAAUCAAAAUACAAAAUAAUAAUAUUGGAAAAUAUCAGUAAAAUAUUCAAAUUAUACGCUUACUUAAAAGAAACGCAGAGUUUUUGAUAUGUCGUGAUUUUGCAACAAACAACAAAGUAUUAGUUAAAAACACAAAUUAUAUAUGAUAUUUAUAAACAAUUAAUAAAAAAAUUGCAUGCAAUAAAUUCUGAAAUAAGAAUUAAAAUAAAUGAAAAUAUAGCAAAAACUAUUAAAAAUAUAAUAUAAAGCAAUUUAUAAAGUAUUAAAAUUUGUAGGUUAAAUUAGCAAAACUAGCAUACGCAUAAUCUAUAAAAUAAUCAAAAAAAUAAAAAAAUAUAAAUAUAAAAAAAUUACAAAAAUAUGAAACUGCAUACUAGUUUAUAUGUGAGCUUUAAUUUGUAAAGUGCUUAGGAAGUUUCAUAUUUUCCAAAAAAAAAAUAAUUAAUAAUGAAAUUGCUAUGAAGACAUAUGUACACUCAUUUUUGAGGUUAUAAAUUGAAAGUGCAGUACAAUCUAGUUUGCAAAAAUUAUUAUUAAUUUUCAUUAACAAUUUCAAGUAAAAGAAGUUCUGAAUUUUAACAGCAAGGUUUCAUACCAACUUCUCUUUCAAAAAAUUACUGAGCUAUUUCAGAAUCUUUAAAAUACCGAAGUAUUUCAAAUUUAGUGAAUAUUUUAUUUCAAAUACCAAAAAAGUAGUUUUCCUUUUGAAUUAACCAAAUAAAAAACACUUGAAAUUUGCUUUAAAAGUAUGGAUUAAUAGCUUUGACCUUAGAGCUUUUUAGAUAAAUUAAAAAAAAAAAAACAAAGUUGCAACAAAACAAAAACUAAAUGUAAUUAUGAUAUAUAAUUUCCUAUAUAGUAACCCAUGUCUUCGUUGUUUAACAAUUUUUAUAAGAACUCGUACAAAUAAUAAACAUAUAUACUUAAUAACAUAAACUUAUCUAUAUACAUA